This is a messenger RNA of Arachis stenosperma, 1628 nucleotides long. RefSeq lists its product as uncharacterized. The record is from RefSeq and is a predicted model, not a curated record. The transcript has 4 exons. NCBI's taxonomy places the organism in Eukaryota, Viridiplantae, Streptophyta, Magnoliopsida, Fabales, Fabaceae. The coding region runs from base 850 to 1170 and encodes 106 amino acids. Gene Ontology annotation, biological process: intracellular transport; protein secretion.
CAUUAUAAUUCUUAUUGUUAUUCUAUUGUUAUUUUUUUGUUUUUAUAAUUUGUAUGAAAUUAGAAUAAUUGUUUGUGGUUGAACAUUAUUUUUCUGGUCAUUUAAGUGCAUUUUGAUUUUUAUGAGUAAUAAAGAUUGAAGUUGUUUGUGAAUUUUUAAUUAUAAAUUAUGGAUAAUUUAUUGUGAAAUUAUAAAAUUUUAAAUUUUAUUAAUUUAAAAAUUAUUGAUUUUAAAUAUUUAAAAUUAUAUAUUAAAUUUUUAAUAAUUUUAUUUUAUAUUUAAUUACACCGAUUGAAUCCCGGUUGAACCUUUGUACCAUGAAUCAGUCAUUCCACUGGUUUAGUAACCGGUUCGGUUCUCGCAACUUUGGUUUGGACGUUGUUCAUAGUUUUGUGAAUUUUAAAAUUUAAUUUUGCAUACUAGAUUUUAAAGGUUUCCAAACAUAACUACAUAAGAAUUCCUCUGAGAAAUGAAUCCUAUUCAGUUCUAUUCAAUAUUCCAUAAAAGAGAAACAAAGAAAGAAAACAAAAGUGGAGAUUAAGUAAAUUAAUGAAGAAUAGAGGUGUAUUUCUCUUGCAGGGAUCAACCACUGUCUUGUAACGUAGGAUUAUUAUUAUUUGCUUCAAUUUUCGUAACCCACCAAUUUUCUUAUUUGCUUGCUCGUAUUCUCUCUUUUUCUCCUCCCUUUCAAGCUCUAUGCCACCUCAUCAAUAAUAAAACCAUUCAAUAGAUCAGAUCUUUUCUUGAGUCGAUUUACUCAAUUGUUACUUGUACGAUUUACAUCUUGCUAUGUUUUUGUUACAGUUGGCGUAAGAAAAGGUGAAGAAUAGUGAAUUCUAACGUGUGAAGAUGUCCGCGCUAUUCAAUUUCCAUUCGUUCCUUACUGUGAUACUACUUGGAAUAUGUGCCUGCACUUACUUCAAGAUGCAGUUUCCAGCAGUCCUUGAACAAAGAACUGGAUUUCGUGGGUUCUUUUGGAAGGCGGCAAGAAUAGAAAGAAGGGUAGGGAAGAAGCCAUAUCUGCAUUUGGUUUACCAUGGAUUUUUAUCAUUUUACUUUUCCCUUUGGUUCUGUAAAUUUUUUUUCUUUUUUUCUUUUGCUUUGCUCCAUGUGCUUGAUGCUCUAAAGAUUUCUCCAUUUGUCAAUUUAUCAUGUACUGCAAUAUUUUAAACAAGAAGGAUAUGGACUCUUAGUGAGUGUUUAUGACUUACCUUUCUUGGUUGAAAAUCUAGGGAUAUAAUAAUUCAUUAUGAUUUUAUGAUGGAUGCCAAUAGAGAAGGUUUGGAUUUUAGUUGUAAUCUCAUUUUAAUUCUGUGCCAAUAUUCAUCUUUUACAACCUCAACCACUUCUAUAGAUAUUUAUGUAUCUUUUCUAUGAAUCCUAGUUAUUUUGGAGCAUUCCUCCUUCAAAAUGCAUUUUAAUGUCCUGUGAUCUUCACAAGGCUAAAUUAUGGUAGAAUCCUUGAGUCCUAGCUUUACCAUUGUGGGGAUGUAUUGAGGAAUAUAUUUUUAUGUUAGAUAUUUAUUUUGCCCAGAAAACUCUAAAAUGAAAUGCUACAAAGUAAGUGAGCAUAAAAAUAUAUUUGAUUGGAUGAUAAUCAGUGAUUUUAUCUUCUUGAGUUGUUGCUA